This is a messenger RNA of Notothenia coriiceps (black rockcod), 648 nucleotides long. Its product is annotated as vigilin-like. Gene Ontology annotation, molecular function: mRNA binding. The record is from RefSeq and is a predicted model, not a curated record. Lineage: Eukaryota; Metazoa; Chordata; Actinopteri; Perciformes; Nototheniidae. The transcript is spliced from 4 exons. Bases 61 to 633 code for a protein of 190 amino acids.
UUCCAGGAUGCUCAGGUGACCAUUGAGUGUGUGAUUGUUCAGAAGUUCCACCGUUCUAUCAUGGGUCCCAAAGGCUCUCGUAUCCAGCAGAUCACUAGAGAUCACAAUGUACAGAUUAAGUUCCCAGAGCGCGAGGACCCACAAGCAGCACCUCCUGCAGAGGAACCCAUUCAGGAGAAUGGCGAGACCAACGGAGAAGUGAAGGAGCCCGUCGAUCCAAACGUACCCAAAAAGUGUGACAUUAUUGUGCUUUCUGGUCGCAAAGAGCGCUGCGAGGCCGCCGUGGAAGCACUGAAGGCCUUGGUUCCUGUUUCUAUUGAGGUGGAAGUGCCUUUUGAGCUUCAUCGUUACAUCAUUGGACAGAAAGGAAGUGGAAUUCGCAAGAUGAUGGACGAAUUUGAGGUUAAUAUUCAAGUGCCUGCUCCUGAGCAGCAGUCUGAUAAAAUCUCUAUCACCGGCUUGGCCAAUCACCUGGACCGCGCCAAAGAGGGCCUCUUGGAGCGUGUCAAAGAGCUGCAGUCCGAGCAGGAGGAUCGGGUCAGUGUUUCACUCUGCGGUGUGGAUGAUUCAUGUACUAAAUUCUCUUUGCGAUUACCUUUUUUUAAAGGACACCCUCAUGAUGAAACUGAAUGAGGAAAGACCGUAAUA